AUGAUUGUGGAUUUAUAUAUAUCAUCAACCUCAGGCAACACAAACGUCAAAAGCAGACAACAGUAUAUAAUAAACAGACUCACUGCUGCGAAAAUACCCUUCGAAGUUAAAGAUAUAUCCUCCUCAGAGACGGACAAACAGUUCAUGUGUAAGAUCCUCAAAGAAAAUGGAAAAACACCAAUUGCCCCUCAACUAUUUCUCGGAUCAGAAUAUCUGGGGGUAUGCUCAAGCCGGUCUUUCUGUGUGCCUUUUCAUUUUUUUUACUAAAAGUCUAUCAUCAUAUUUUGAAGUUAAAAGAAAUCCAUCUACAUACUUUGUUCACAUUGCUACUUUUAUAGUAGCCACAUAUUAGGACACUUCGAGGCAGUUUGGAGAUGGUUCAGAAAGCUUCGGAAAUCGGACAUAUUAACCAAGUUACAUAAUACAGAUUGUUAGCUGAAAACUAGAUUUCACUUUCUUCUAACUACAACGCCAACUUCUACUCCUUUGUUUUUGAAAUCGACUUUCACUCUUUGUCAGGGAUCUGUAGAUCUGACAUGACUCGGGAGAUGCAAAAUACUUAAAUGAAAUCUGUAAAACAAAAGAAGUGUUUGUUUUGCUUCCACAAUAAAUUGUUUUACGUUAAUUAAUGUCUAUGAAUUCUUAUCUGUAUUAGUACUGGCUAUCGAGUGUCAUUUGUCGACACUGGAAGUGUGUUGUAUGGGCUGAGAAACCAACAUCCCACCAUACAUUAUCCAAGAUUUUAUGAUAUCUCUUUCAAAACUAUCAUAUAUUGGAAUAUUUUAAUUUAACUGAGAUUCUGG
This is a messenger RNA of Schistosoma turkestanicum, 803 nucleotides long. The record is from the annotation of a GenBank genome assembly. NCBI's taxonomy places the organism in Eukaryota, Metazoa, Platyhelminthes, Trematoda, Strigeidida, Schistosomatidae.